AUGGGCAAGAGAGCGGUGAAGAAGUCGGUGACAGAGUACAAGUGCGAGCGACUCAACCAGAUCGUCAAAGUGGGCGACACAGUGAUGCUGCGCCCGCCCGCGGAGGACACUCCGCCAUACGUGGCGCGCGUGGAGUCCAUCGAGGUGGAGCGCGCGGACACCAAGGUCCGCCUGCGCUGGUUCUACCGCCCGGAGGAAUCCCUGGGCGGGCGGCGCAACUUCCACGGGUCCAAGGAGCUGUUCCUGUCGGACCACUUUGACGUGUGCAGCAUGGACGCGGUGGAGGGCGUGUGCCGCGUGCACUCCUUCAAGAGCUACGUGAAGCUCGCGGCCGUGGAGGCGGAGGAUUACUUCUAUCGGUUCGAGUACAAGGCUGCUACUGGGACUUUCAAGCCGGAUCAUGUCGCUGUGUACUGUGUGUGUGAGAUGCCCUAUAACCCCGACGAUCUCAUGGUGCAGUGCGACAGCUGCAGAGACUGGUUCCACCCCACGUGCAUCCACCUGACGCCAGAGCAGGUGAAGAAGAUGACGCAGUUUGUGUGUGACAAGUGCCUGGCUGAGGGGCAGAUCCUCGCCGGCAAACCACAGCCUCUUCCCGCCACUGAGUCCAGUACACUCACU
Molecule: messenger RNA, 621 nt
Organism: Closterium sp. Naga37s-1
Lineage: Eukaryota; Viridiplantae; Streptophyta; Zygnematophyceae; Desmidiales; Closteriaceae
Source: the annotation of a GenBank genome assembly